AUGCCAGAACACUCUCCCAACCCAUCAUCUGGCGUGAUCGGCAGAGCUGUCGACAGCUUCAAUGCUGAGAAGGCGACAGCAACAGCAUCAAAGGCGCCACGGUACUUUAAGUCGGAGGAAGAAUUUUGUGCUCAUGCAGAAGAUUUCGCUAAAAUCAAGUCAAGACCAGUGUCCUUCGCGCCGCUGGAAAAUCCGGACCUCGAGUUCCCCACCAAUCCAGACUUACCCAAGUUCACACAGGUACCGGUGAUCAUCCGCGUAUACGUCCUUCAAGCCUUUAAAACUGCCAACGCGUAUCUCGACAAAGCGAACGAGGGUGGUGAGAAAGAGAAUGCGAAGGCCUUGGAGCAAGAACUCAUCAGUCAUGUCGACAAAUUGCCGCCAUGGAUUGAUCCCACAGAAGAUGAAGCUGAUGCUGGCGACCCUGCGAAGCCCGAAGUACCACAACCCGACAAGAUGGAUAAGCUCACGGACGAAGUUCUCGGCGGUGUGCUCGGGAUCGCUGUCAUUGGCAUCGUCCAGCUUACGAUCCUCGGUCUGCCGUCAGUGGUCUUCAGUCUGACGAUGGCGGUGCUCGCCUUGGGCUCCUGGACCAGUCAGCGAAUGCGUGCGAAGGAACGUCCUACAGUGAGCUGCACAGAGGAAGCUGCGACCGACAAAGCCGAAGCAGUCACAGCCGACCAGAUCAUCCAUAAAGCUCACACUCACCUGCUCAACUGUCAGCUCAUAUACCAUCGCUACCGCGCGACCAUCCUGGCAACGUCUUUCGCGAACCUCGACGCAACCUGCUCGGAAGUGCUCGGCGCAAAAAUCCAGCUAGAGGCAGAGAAGCGCCGACUCUUCAGACAAGUCCAAAGUCGCAGCACUCAGCUUAGUGCCUCCCUCGACGCCCAGAAGCAGCUAGAGAUCGAAGUCCAACAACUCCGAGCCCAGCAGAUCGAGACCGAACGACUUCUUACACCAGAGCUUCGCGACCAGAUCAAGCUACACUGA
Cyphellophora attinorum is the source of this 993-nucleotide messenger RNA. RefSeq lists its product as uncharacterized. The transcript has a single exon. Lineage: Eukaryota; Fungi; Ascomycota; Eurotiomycetes; Chaetothyriales; Cyphellophoraceae. The record is from RefSeq and is a predicted model, not a curated record. Bases 1 to 993 code for a protein of 330 amino acids.